AUGAAACGCAACAACGGUGUAGAUGCGCUCGAUGCGCCCAAGAAGCGUCGCAGUACAGUUAAACGACAGCAUUCUACCGAACGGUUCCUACAGAAUUUGCCCUGCUACAAACUAACACCAAAGUUGCCCCGAUGCCGUGAUUGCGGACGUUCAGCGGCAGCACGUUCACGAGACGCACUCGCCGUACGCGCAGAUGAUGAUCUGUGUCGAUUCAUUGCGUUCCGCAAAUUGAAAUACAACGAAGAAGGAGUGCUGGAGGUGAAUGGAUUUGCUGACCCCCGCUUGGAUCCCAAGGAGGCGGACAUUUGCUUGUGGAGCUCCAAUUUGAAAGAAGUACCAGUGGAUCUAUCGUUGGAAACAUCCAAAUUUUUACUUGGUCAGGUAGGCCACAAGUUUUGCGAAUUGUUUCAGCAGGAAAUGGAAGCAUGCUUUGAGCAUAUGUCUGAAGAUACAACCAUAGCCUGGAGGCAAGCCGUGCGAGGUGUACGGGAGAUGUGUGACGUGUGUCAGACGACGCUCUUUAACUACCAUUGGGUUUGCACUAGUUGCGGUUUCGUCGUAUGCCUCGACUGUUAUAAAUGUAAAAAACGCGGCUCUGGAACGUUACAAACCACUACGAAAGACAAAGAUGACGCAGGUUGGUUUAUGUGCAGUGUGACGAAGGAACCGCACAUCCAGUCUCGCCUUAUGAUAACACAAAUUAUACCGGGAGACUGUUUCAACAAGUUGGUGCGGCAAAUGCACGGAAUUUGCGCACUGCUCGGGAUUCCGCUUGAUUGCGAGUGCCCGCUCAGCCAAGAGUCACGGUUUCGAAAAAUCAAAGAUAAACUGGAGUUUAUCUAUCCCGUGACGGUCGAUGCAGAUACGCUGACGAGCAACGGGAACAAUCACGAACGCGAUAACAGCGGUCACCUACCGGUAAAGCUCACAAUCAAAGAUAUCGAACCGAUGGUGACCCAGCUGGAAGGCGAAAUUUCGGAUGCUGAACCGAAUGCCUAUAGAAUUUCGUUCGUAAAGCAAUGUCUUUCAAGCGAACAAACACAUACAGGCGAUAAUAGCGUUUUCGUGCCAUUGGAUGACACUAGCGACGGUGAUGUACAGCGCGAAAACCAGAACUACAGCGUUGCUUGGGCGGGUACGGUAAACGAAAGCGGUGGCCAACCUUCUCAUCGUCCACUCGAAGCAGAUGAAGCGAACGCGGUAGAAGACUCAUCAAUUACUGCAAAACCGUCACCCCCUCUCGUAACUUACAGCGAAAACGGACGCUUCAAACCCUCUCCACCCCUAGACUCGAAAACGUUGGGACUGAUCAUCAAACAAAUUUUAAAGUUCGACAAGGAUAGUGGCGUUUUCAGCUCAAAUCAAUGCCCGAUGGCCAGCGACGAGGAAGCAGCCGCACCGAUGCCAAAGAUUCCUGAGUAUGUGAUAAUUCAACGCGAUCUGAUCCAGCAGUUUUUGAUCGGAUUUUUAGGAGAUUUUGAGUUGCUGAACAGUGAGCACAACACAAAUGAUCUCUUCGUUGAUGUCAACACCCGUAGAUGCAACAUGCACAGCAAGGAAAGUCAGCAACAGUUCCGGAAGGGCGAAAGAACUAUGACGUUAGCCACAUCGUCCGCCAUGUAUCCGGGUUUGGCACACGAGUGGCUUUGCAAUGGGAAGCUUCUGCGCUUGCUCGAUCCGCUCAGCCGUCACAAUUAUCAAACGUUUCACGAUCAAUGGGAACGCGGCCAACCGGUGAUGGUUUCGUCAGUGUCCGGUGCGAUGAACAUGGAACUCUGGACGCCGCAGUCAUUCGACCGUGACUUUGGAGAGCAGCCGUCCGAUUUAGUUAAUUGUCUGAACGGGAAAAUCGUAAAGGGUUACUCGAUGCACGUGUUUUGGGCCGGUUUUCAGUCGAUCGAUGACCGAUUGCUCGAUGAGCACAAGUGUCCUAUGCCGCUGAAGCUCAAGGAUUGGCCACCGGGUGAUGAUUUUGCCGAGCUGAUGCCAUCCCGAUUUGACGAUCUGAUGAAAUCGCUUCCGUUGGCGGAGUACACGCGGCGUAGCGGGCGUCUCAACCUAGCCAGCAGACUGCCUGGCUUCUUUGUACGACCCGAUCUUGGACCAAAGAUGUACAGUGCAUACGGAUCAGCCAUGAACCCAAAAAAAGGCACCACCAGUCUGCAUCUCGAUAUUUCUGACGCCGUCAACGUGAUGGUGUACGUCGGAACACCGGCGGAUGAAACACGAGAACAAUACAAUCGAAAGGUACUUGAAUCGAUCGGUAUUGACGACUGCGAUGCGCAAACGCGUCGUCGAAUCAAUGAGCGGGAGGAUCUACCCGGUGCACUGUGGCACAUUUAUCACGCGCAAGACGCGGAUAAGAUACGCUCGUUCUUAAGAGGCAUAGAUCGUGAACGGGGAAAUAAUAUCAAACCAAAUCACGAUCCGAUUCACGACCAGAAGUGGUACCUCGAUGCGAACAUGCGCAAACGAUUGCUACAGGAGUAUCAGGUCGAAGGCUACUCGAUCGUGCAGUGCUCCGGUGACGCGAUCUUCAUACCGGCCGGUGCUCCACAUCAGGUUCUAAACCUUCAUAACUGCAUCAAGGUGGCGGAGGACUUUGUGUCGCCGGAAAAUAUCUCCUAUUGCUUCCAGCUAACGAACGAGUUCCGAUACCUGACCAAGACUCACUCAAACCAUGAGGAUAAAUUGCAGAUUAAAAACAUUGUCUAUCACACGGUAAAAGAUGCGGUGUCCACUAUUGCCAAUCCAUUAAUCAUAAUGGCAGACAAUCAGCGUCCUGCGAACACGGUUAAAGUAGGGAAUGAUUAGAGCCAGCAAACCGAUGUAUGAGAUUCGAGAUUUUGUUAGAGCCUUAGAAAUUUCUAAUAUAGGGGUAAUGCAGUUGGACUAUUGAGAGAUAUACGGUUUUGAACUGGAUCUGGAUGAACUGGAUGUACAAGUUUGAAUUAGAUUAUUUUUAUUUGUAUAGCUACACUGCAGUGCAGUGUAGAAAGCGGUAAGCGGUCAAUACCAGGAAAACUUCCCCAGAAGCUCCCCAGAAAACUUCCCCAGAAGCUGGUGCCAGAGACCGAUUAGCAGACAA
This is a messenger RNA of Anopheles bellator, 3088 nucleotides long. RefSeq names its product lysine-specific demethylase 3A (gene Kdm3). The transcript has a single exon. Gene Ontology annotation, molecular function: transcription coregulator activity; chromatin DNA binding; histone H3K9 demethylase activity. The coding region runs from base 1 to 2814 and encodes 937 amino acids. Gene Ontology annotation, biological process: regulation of transcription by RNA polymerase II. Gene Ontology annotation, cellular component: chromatin; histone deacetylase complex. NCBI's taxonomy places the organism in Eukaryota, Metazoa, Arthropoda, Insecta, Diptera, Culicidae. The record is from RefSeq and is a predicted model, not a curated record.